This is a messenger RNA of Amphimedon queenslandica, 948 nucleotides long. Its product is annotated as rab GTPase-activating protein 1-like. NCBI's taxonomy places the organism in Eukaryota, Metazoa, Porifera, Demospongiae, Haplosclerida, Niphatidae. Gene Ontology annotation, molecular function: GTPase activator activity; small GTPase binding. The record is from RefSeq and is a predicted model, not a curated record. The transcript is spliced from 9 exons. The annotation marks the transcript as partial. Gene Ontology annotation, biological process: regulation of GTPase activity.
UACUCCUCCGUCUCUAUGGACAAGGAUUGCUUUAAGCUUCGUUCGAAUACAAAAAAGAAGCUUCUCUUUAACGUAUCACAGGUUCUGACUCCAUCCAGCAACCCUUUGAAAUUUGAAAAGUGUUUUGGGAUUUUGAUGGCUGUAGGUCAAGAUUUACCUCGGAACAAGUUACACCUUUUGGACAAUGCACAAGUAUCUACUAACAAUCUUCCAGAGUGUUCCAUAUUCACAGUUUCUGGUUUCUGGGACACUAGUCUACCUUCCCUAGCAAUACUGAAUGAAGACACUUCUAAAUCUAAGCAUCACUUCAUCACAAUUGCUGUUGAUGCUGUAGCUCAUAAAGUCAGUGAACCAAUCAGAAUGAUAAGAGAGGUGAAGGUUCGUAUGUCAAAAGGUGAGACUUUCAGUUCGCUUCUUUCAACUUUAACAAGACGAAAACUGGCAGUGGAAACAAUGAUACUGUCACUAGAGAAAGUUCCUUCUAGUGAUCAGUACAAGAUAAAAUCACUUAAAAGUAUAAGAGAGACUUCAUCUCCUUCGCCGUCUUUACCAAGAGGAGGAGAAAAGACAGAAGUUGGGAGGGUUGCAUCUGAAGACUCACCUUUAGUGAGAAAGACGACGAAACACAAAGUGAAAGAAGUGAAGGACACUCCAGAACACGAGGACAGUGAUCAAGCCGACGAUGACGACAUUUUGGUGAGUGGGUGGGGAGGCAAAAGCGAAGAGGAUUUAAGUGACAAUUUAUUGAAACUCUGGAGCGACAUGUUAGAGAAAUGGGACGGGAGAGACAAGUGGGAACCUAAAGGAGAGAAAACCCGCUCAAGACAACUCAUAAAACUCGUUCGAAAAGGUAUCCCUGGCCCUCUAAGAUGCCAAAUAUGGCAGAUGUUGUCUGGAGCUGAUAACGAUCCACAACUCAUCGAGGCUUUUAGGAUACUGUGUACUAAA